Molecule: messenger RNA, 899 nt
Organism: Momordica charantia (bitter melon)
Lineage: Eukaryota; Viridiplantae; Streptophyta; Magnoliopsida; Cucurbitales; Cucurbitaceae
Source: RefSeq, a predicted model, not a curated record
GACGCAAUCUUCUCCGCAAGACCACUCCGUGGCUGCGACUGAGAGAGGGAAAACGAUCGUCUGAAUGUCCUAUCGUCAAUGGCGACACCAACCACUUCUGCGCUAAUUAGUUCGGAGCAGUUCAAAUCCUCCGCCUCAAUUCUUCCACAUCUACCGUCGAAAUUCGCCGCCGGCGAAACUAAGAAUCACUGGCGAGUGAGGUGCGCAUUGCCAAACAAUUGGCGGGAGAGUAGGCGACUGUUCUCCAUCUCUCUCGUCCUCUCAAAUUUGUUCCUGAUUCCUGACCAUGCCUCUGCAGGAAGCUUUAUGGACAAAUACGUGAAGAAGAAAAAGCUUGAUCCGCUUGAAGUUUAUGUUCCAGCCGUCAUAUUGACGCAGUUACAAUUCAAGGACGUCGAGAAAAUUUUGGGAAGUAGUAAACCAGAAUACGCGACAUGCCGAUCUCUCUUGCGUUCUGGACUUGCAUCAUCCCUUCGCGUAAACAUUCGAGCAGUUGCACAGUAUGCCUCGGAGGAAGGAAAUGGAAACAUUGCCUUCGACAAUGUUGAUCAAUGUCUCAGAGCCUUGGAAGAACUCGAUUCUUCGCUUUUACGUGCCACAAGAAAUGAUCAAGGAGCCUCAAUUGAGUCGAUGAAGGCCAAUAUUGACACUGCCGUCCUUGCUCUAGACAGGCUCCUUCAAACUGUUCCUCCUGAUGUCCUGGCUAAAGGGAAGGCCAUUGCUGAUGCUUAUAGUUCCCCAGAAGAGGAGGAAACUGAAAUUGUAGACCCAGAACUGAAGCAGUUGGAGUCGAUUUUAUGAUAUUUACUCCAUAUUCAGUAGAAUGCAUCUGAAUAUCAGGAGAAUUUGAGGUUUCAACGUAGCUCAAACGAUCUUCUUCAAUGUGAGUAUGCAACACU